UGUUUAUCCUUCUUCUAUUCGCUGGCGUCCCUUCCUAGCUUUAAAAGUCAGUCGGAUCGGGUCAUGCAACCCUCCACUCGGGCGAGGAGAUUUUAACUGGGGCGAGCAGACAGUCCGGUUGGCUGCUGGGGUAUGCGCACCUGGGGAGCAGCCCGUCUGUGUCGCUAAGGUCUGUAAUGAGGCCUACACGUUAAAUCCCGCACCCCUCCUGCUCAUCCUCCACCUCCCUGCAACAAGCUAACCGUGAUGGCCGAUGAUCAACAACAGCAACCCGGUCAGCUGCAGCAGAGUGCUCUUUCUGGACCGGCGUCUCUUCCCAGCGCACUGUCAGGGCUGCAGGGCACCGAGGCAACCGCGCUGCACUACAACAAGAUCAAGAACUCGAUCUGCAAAUCUGUACAAUCAAAAGUGGACAGCAUUUUGCAAGAUGUUGAGAAGUUUACAGACAUUGAAAAACUCUACCUCUACCUUAAGUUGCCUUCUGGGCCAAGCAGUGGAAAUGACAAAAGGACUGAAAAUCAGUGGGGGUCUGCAAGUCCUGCAACAUGUGACCAGAAUUCCAUGUCGUCCAGCCGGACCCAACAGAUGUAUGCUUUCAAUUGGAUCCGAAAUCACCUAGAAGAGCAUCCUGAGACCUCACUGCCAAAACAAGAGGUGUAUGACGAGUACAAGAGCUACUGUGACAAUCUUGGCUACCACCCUCUAAGUGCUGCAGAUUUCGGAAAGAUCAUGAAAAAUGUCUUUCCGAACAUGAAGGCACGCCGCCUUGGAAUGCGAGGAAAAUCAAAAUACUGUUAUAGUGGACUAAGAAAAAAAGCUUUUGUGCAUAUGCCGUCUCUGCCCAACCUGGACCUGCAUAAAUCGGGGGAUGGGUGUGAGCUGUUGGAACCAACUGGUCAGUCUCCCAGUGCUGAGGAUGAGAUGCGUUCUGCAGCCUGUGGCCUAGUGUGCGAAUGGGCCCAGAAAGUACUGAGCCGUCAGUUUGACAGUGUGGAAGAGUUGGCGCGUUUUCUGCUGAACAGCCAUUACAUUGGCACCAAAUCCAUGGCUGCAUUAACUGUUAUGACCGGAACUCCAACAGGUGUGAAAACGCCCACGCUGGCCUCUGCGUUUGUGCCAACUGGCGAGGCCAACUCCUUCCAACCCCAAAUAAAGACUCUCCCAUCACCCUCUGUCGACACCAAGCAACAACUACAACGAAAGAUUCAGAAGAAACAGCAGGAGCAAAAACUCACCUCUCCGUUGCUCAGCGACGCCCAAGUCAAAAGAGCCGAAGCAGGCACACCUGGUCUGGGCUCUAGUAUCACACCUGGAAGCUCAGCUUUGCUGUCUCAACAGCCUACAAUCGGCAUUGUGGUGGCUGCAGUGCAAAGCCCCAUUACGGUCCAAAGAAAUAGACAGCUGAUGACAUCCCCAAGUCCAGUUACAACAGCCGAGGGAAAGGUUCUACCAGUUAAUUUUCAAGUGGUUACCCAGUCUGUUAAACAAUCGCCUAAAACAUCACAGAAUAUUUCUGCCAGUCCUGUUGGCGACAGGUUAGCCAGACAUCGAUAUGCCCAGAUCCUUCCUAAACCUUCUGCCACAAGUGGAAUCACUCUCCGUUCCCCACAGACUCUCCUCAUUACCAACAGUCCGAUCAAAACCAUGAUGCCCACCUCACAUGUCAGCUCCGUUAACGUUGUCAAAAUGACAGCUAUAUCACUGACACCCAACAACAAUGGUGGCAGCAGCACACCAACACCAUUGCGACCUGCUUCAGCAGGUCUUGGUAGCACUAAUUUCCAGGAAGAGUCCAACCAAUCUCAGCUGGUUCAGAAUAGCUGCCUAACUCUUUCAUCUGGAACUGGGAAAGUUGGCAGACCUGCCACAACUCCGAUUUCUUCUGCUUCCUCCACUAGCGAAGUCAAGAUAACAACUGAAGCUAUGAAUGAGGGUAACUCAACUAAUGUUGCUGAAAAGCAAGGCACUGUACCAGGUAGCAACACUGGGCAAAAGAAUGAGAGAGCUACUAAAUUUAGGGCUUCCAGUGAACCUUCUCUUUUCGUCAAGGCAUCGCCAGUGACUGAAAGAGUUAACAGAGCCAAAAAUGACUCUGCAGCACCUCAAAGUACAAUCAUAGGGGCAGCUGCCCCAAGCAGCAAUAACAGCAGUGAUCAUCAGGAGAGUACUUUGUAUUUGACUGUUAUGAAUCAGAAUGCUGAUGUCAGAUCCCUUGGUGCAACCUGCCUCGCUGGCCAGACACCAAAAGAUGCUGGCCUUGGACUGAAAAGUCCUCGAAAGCGUUCGGCUUCUGUUUUGGAGACACAUGCAAUCCCAGUUAAGAGAGUGUUUAUAUCUCAGCAGUCUCUAGAUGCCAGCAACCAUUCUAAACCUAGUCUUAUAAUAGCCACAAAAAAGAUACAGAGACCAGGUACUCCUGCCAGACCAGAGAGUGCUCCUUGUAAAGUGACAUUAAAGCAAAUCAACUCUCUUCAGACACAAAUCCUGGCACUUUCUGAUACCCCAAUUGAUAACACUUCUCAAACCCUGGUGACUCCUCAGAGCUCCUUCCAGGUUGAGCUUGAGGAAAGCUCUGCUGGAAUAAGCCCAACUGACAUAGCUUCUCAUAAUAGCACAGCAUCUGAUCAAACUUUAUUGCAACAAAUUACAAGCCAGCAACAAGUCACCAUUGCCAUUUCUCAGGAGGCAUCUGCUGUGAGUGAGCUGAAGAGCUCAUUACAAGACUACUCUCGACAGAUACAAGCUAAACAAAAGCAGGGAACUGCUAGCCACCUGCCACUGAUGGCUCAAGCUCCUGAAGCAUCUGCACAGUUGACUCUUCAGCAAGACAUUGUUGACUUCGAAGGAGCCCAUGCCAGCAUGGAUUACUUCCCCUUUAAUGAUGAUGACAUGACACAGGAUAGUAUAGUUGAAGAGUUGGUGCAGAUGGAGGAGCAAAUGAAGCUAAACAACACUCUACAACCUUAUCUUAGUUCUCUUGAUAUUACUUUACAAGGCCAGUCAUCUCAAAGCACUAUUCUUUCCUCUCACCAAACUGGAAAUCAAUUUUACCACUCUGCACAUAGCAGCACCACUCCAGUACACACUCCAACACCCACACCGACUCCAACACCUACUCCAACUCCAACCCCUACCUCUGAAAUGUUGCCUGGGGGGCAUAGUUUAGCCAGGGAGAGUCCUUGCUGUAGAAUGGCACCUGUUACUCCAGUUGAUGGCAUUUUAGGGGGUCGACACACACCUAUUAGCACUCCGUUGUCAAAUUGCAGCAGCAGUGUCCCUCCGAGUCCUGUUGAAUGUCGUAAUCCUUUUGCAUUUACUCCCAUCAACUCCAACAUUCCAGGUUACCAUGAUAGUGUAGUGUCCAGUAGCCCAGUUAAGCCCAUGCAGAGGCCCAUGGCCACUCACCCAGACAAAGCUAAGAUGGACUGGAUUAACAACAAAUAUAACAGCACUACAAGUUCUCCAUCAGUUUCAAACAAUAAUGCUAUUGGAAUUCUUCCAAGCUAUCAAGACCUGGUUGAGGACCACUUCCGUAAACCACACGCAUUUGCUAAACCUGGGCAGUCUUUUCAGUCACAGUCUCGAAACCAGGAUGGACUGCCAGGACGGUUAGCAACAGUGUCACCUGUUCAACAAGCACAGCAAACAGUGGAUAAUAAGCAAGAAGGUUUUGCUGUACCAGCACCAUUAGACAACAAAAAUACAGCACCUGGAAACGGAGGAGGAAUUUUUAGGUGUCGCAGUGUGAGCCCUGCUGUUCGUCAACGCAAUCUCAGUGGCAACACUGUGCAGACCAAUCCUGUCCUGAGGUCUGUGAUUUCACCAUUUAAUUCCCCUUUAACCUCAGAGGUUCUUAGCAUUCUCUCCAACAGUCAUAACGUGGUCACGGCCAACAGCAUGGCUCAAAGAAGCCAAUCGGUUCCAUUGAGCAUCAUGAUGCAGUCUGAGAUGUUGCCAGUUGGCCAGCAGAGUAACAGUGCUAAAAUUACCACUGUGCUCCUGAGCAAGAUGGAUGCUGAUGGUGAUGACGCCGUGCGUGGGCUUGGUGUCAAUAACAUGCCUUCCAAUUACACAGCUCGGAUGAACCUGACGCAAAUCCUAGAAACUACACAGACUUUUCCUGAAGGCACGAACAAUCAGACUCAGCAGCUGUCUGUCUGCUCAAGCUCUUCACCCUAUGACUUCCAGAAGCCUGGUUAUCUCAUAAGCACCGGGGAUGAAUCGAUGACAUUCUCCAAUAAUGGCCAAGCACAAUCAAGCUCUGGACUACAGCCAGAGCAACAGCUUCAAUUACAGCAUCAACAGCUGGAGCUACAGGAUCAGCAACUGUUGCAAGAUGAACAAUUGCAACUUCAGGAACAACAGUUACAGCUCCAAGAGCAGUCUUUGCAGCUUCAGGACCAAGAGUUGGAAUUACAAGACCAACAUUUGCAAUUACAACACCAACAGUUGCAACUACAAGAGCAACAGCAGCUACAGCAUGAUCCAGACCUCAGCCAACAACAGUUACUGUCACAAACCUCACAACAGGAUGAGGAACAGCAGCAGCAGGAGCAACUGGACUUUAACAGUACUGUCAAGGAUCUUUUGGGGGAGGAUGGCCUCAAUCCCAGCUCACAACUAGUUGGGCAAGUGGCAUCUGAACUCAGUGCAGUAGCAUCAGACUUCUCCAGUGAAAUACGUUUAACCUCUGAUCUUUCUGGUAGCAUCAAUGACCUGAACACUUUGGAUCCCAACCUCUUGUUUGAUCCAGGUCAGCAACAGGACCAAUAUGAAGACGCCACACUGGAAGAGCUAAAGAACGAUCCUUUGUUUCAGCAGAUAUGCAGUGACACUGUGAACUCUGCUGGAUUUGACUGGUUGGAGAACAAAGACCAGCCAACAGUUGAAAUGUUGGGUUAGUGUUAAUUUUCUAUGUUGUGAUUAUUGUCUGUUAAUAUUUAUAGCUGUUUUUUUCAGUGCUCAGUUUUUUGUGACUGUCCUGUUUUUUUUUUUUUUAAUGUGAAUAAGAUUUGUCACUGUAAUUCACGCUCGUUUAUUGGUCAGCCCAUUAAGAAAUGCCAGUCUGACUUGAAGUGACCAUUAAGACUUGUGCUGUUUCACAGUUCAUGCCAGUUCUCAU
Messenger RNA from Trichomycterus rosablanca, 5122 nucleotides. RefSeq names its product DNA-binding protein RFX7. The transcript has 10 exons. Gene Ontology annotation, biological process: regulation of transcription by RNA polymerase II. The coding region runs from base 247 to 4902 and encodes 1551 amino acids. NCBI's taxonomy places the organism in Eukaryota, Metazoa, Chordata, Actinopteri, Siluriformes, Trichomycteridae. The record is from RefSeq and is a predicted model, not a curated record. Gene Ontology annotation, molecular function: DNA-binding transcription factor activity, RNA polymerase II-specific; RNA polymerase II cis-regulatory region sequence-specific DNA binding.